AUGGAUUCUCUCAACCACCCUUGUCCCGACGGAACUGGUGGGCCGUCGCGGAGUCAACACACCAAUCUCUCGGGGAGCGAGUCUGACACCUCGUGUUAUGACCACCUCCCAGCACAAGGGCAGUCGGAGGCCCAUAGGCCACAAGACAAUGACCCCGCGCUUAGCGAGUCGGAAUUGGAGCCUCGGACACCUCGUGUUCGGAGCGCUAAGACGGCUGCAAGCGAGACGCUGACACGGACGCUCGCUGAUACGAGCGAAAGUGAAAGCGAGAAAGAACGCAAGGCAAAGCUGAGGAAGCAGAAGAAACACCUUCGAAAAGUGCUCCGGCAGAGAUCGAAGAGUGCGGACGCAGCAACCGAGCUAAUGCCGCCACCCCGUCAGCCGGCGCCAAGAGCCGCGCCAAGAGCCGCGCCAAAGGCGGGAGAUAAGCCGAAACCGGCGCAGGUAGCCGAGCGCAAGCCCGGCGGCCCAGUCGGGGACGGCGAAACGGGAAAGUCUGAACCGAAGGCGAAGACGAAGGCCUCGCGGCCGACGACACCGCCGGCGGGAAAUACUCCAGACGGGUCAGAGCUGGCGCAGGUAGCUGGGCAAAAGCCCGGCGGCCCAGUCGGAGCUGGCACGUCUGCCCAGACUCGCCCGGCGGGAGAGACGACGGUCGUAUGGCCGCAGUCUCAACCGUCGGAGACGGCGAAAAAGGUGCGGAAACCGGCGCAGGUAGCCAGGCAGCAGCCCGGCGGCCCAGUCGGUGACAGCGCCAGUAGUAGCCGCGCCUCUACGCCGACGUCGGGCACCGAAAGACGCAAGUCACGGAUCCGACAUAAGAAGCGUAAGAAGAACAAGCAGCCGGACUCGGCGCAGGUAGCUGGAAUACAGCCCGGCGGCCCAGUCGAGGACGGCAAGUCCCGAUACAAGGCAAGCCCUAGCAAUCUUGCGACCAUACAGCUUAUCGCGACGCGGCUCGAGGACGUCCUGGAGCUCGUGGACGACUCUCUAAAACCAGGGCAACUGGUGGAGGAGAAAAGUCUGGGAGAUUUCAGGAAGCGACUGAGAGCAAAGUUGUUUGACUGGGCUAUGGCGCAAUCGGCCCUCACUGGAAGGGUGGAAGCCUUGGAGGAGGAGAUGGCGAAGACGAGAGCGGCGCCUACGGCGCCACCCAAGACCUUCGCUCAAGUUGUUGCCGCUCCGCCCUCGCCAGAACGGAAAACGCAGGCGAUGAUAACCAAAGCUCAGACAGAGAAGGCUACGCUCUUCAUCAAGUCUAAGAGCAACGAAAGUGGCGCAGAAGUGCGAAAGAAGUUCACCUCCCUGGUCAAGCCGGAGGCUGAAGGUGUGAAGUUCUCACGGGUCACUACCAGCGGACCGACGCUCAUCGUUGAUGUGGCGUCUGAGACUGAUCGCCAUUAA
Molecule: messenger RNA, 1404 nt
Organism: Schistocerca americana (American grasshopper)
Lineage: Eukaryota; Metazoa; Arthropoda; Insecta; Orthoptera; Acrididae
Product: serine/arginine repetitive matrix protein 2-like
Exons: 1
Coding region: 1-1404 (467 amino acids)
Source: RefSeq, a predicted model, not a curated record